AGUCAGCACUGAGAAAUAUUAGACAGAAAACACAAUUAUCAACUCUUCAAAGAGAUAGAAUAAUACUGGAGGAAAUCAUGGGAUCCCCGACAAAUAUCUUCCUUUUUGCUUGUAUCUUUACAUUCACAUUGUGGAAUAAUAUUCAGCUGUCUGUGGAGAAUGAAUUUACUGCACACUAUUCAAGCAGCUUUCUAGCUUGUGUUCCAAAAAGUCAAUCAAGACAUACAACAAUGUUGGAUUUAUCACAGAAAAAUAUCUCUGAACUUCAUAUCUCAGAUUUCAGUUCUCUGCCUGAACUGCAAGUAUUAAAUCUGUCUCAUAAUCUAAUCAGAGAGCUUGACUUCAAUGUUUUCAAAUUCAAUGAGAAAUUAGAAUGCUUAGAUUUAUCUCAUAACAACUUGUGGAAUAUGUGCUGUCAGACUCUUGCUCGUCUUAGACAUUUAGAUCUUUCUUUCAAUAAGUUUAAAACUUUGCCCAUCUGUCAGGAAUUUGGCAAUAUGUUGAACCUGGAAUACCUGGGACUGAGUGCCACAAUGAUACGAAAGUCAGACUUCAGAGGUAUUACACAUUUGCAACUGCAUACUGUCUUCCUAACUUUAGAAGACCUUUCUCACUAUGAAUCCAAGAGUUUGACAGUCUUAAACACAAAGAACCUUCACAUUGUUUUCCCAAUAAACAAAAACUUUUCUUUUCCCCUUUUGUAUGAUGGAAUGAACACUUCAGAGAAGUUAGAAUUGUCAAAUAUUAGAUAUAACUCUACAGAUAUCCCUUUCCCUCCUUUUGCCCCUUUGAAAUUCAAGACACUCAAUCUGAGGUUCAACAAUGUGGAUUUGUCCUGGAGUAUCUUUGCGCGAAUUUUCAUGAUUGUUUGGUAUACACCUGUAGAAUAUUUCACUGUAAAAAAUUUGACCUUUUCGGGAUCUAUUCAGAGUAUGACCAAUACUGACUUUUCACACUUAUACAAUUGGGCACAAUCUAACCAUUCAGGUAAUUCAAUGAAAGCACUUAUACUGGAGCAUAUUCGUACUAAGGUUUUUUAUUUCUCUCAAGAUAUUCUGUACAAAGCAUUUUCAGAUAUGAACAUUGAAAAUUUGACAAUAUCUGAUGCGUAUAUGCCACACAUGCUUUGCCCUUCUCACAUUAGCCUAUUUCAAUAUUUAGAUUUUUCAUACAAUGCCCUGACAGAUGAGGUAUUUAAGAACUGUGACACUCUGACUCAUUUGAAAAUGCUUAUCUUACAGAGAAAUCAAUUAGAGAAUCUUUCCAAGGUGAGCUCCAUGACGAGUAAAAUGAAAUCACUGAAACAUUUGGACAUAAGUAGGAAUUUGCUGUAUUAUGAUGAGAAUGAGAACCACUGCCACUGGGUUGAAACUCUGGCUAAACUGAAUUUGUCCUCAAACAAAUUGACAGACUCAGUUUUUGGAUGUUUGCCAAUCAACGCUCAAAUACUUGAUCUACAAAAUAACCAAAUCACAACGGUCACCAAAGACAUUACUGAACUGAAAGCUUUGAAAGAGCUAAAUAUUGCAUUUAACAGGUUAACUGAGCUACCUGGAUGUAGUCAUUAUAGGGGUCUGGAAUUCCUGAAUAUAGAAGAGAAUUCAAUUCUCACCCCAUCAUCUGACUUCUUCCAUAGUUGUCAAAAUAUCAGAGAGCUCAGAGGAGGACACAAUCCAUUCCAAUGUUCUUGUGAAUUACGAGACUUUGUUAAUUUUGAAAAAAAAUCAGACGGAAGGUUGGUUGGCUGGCCAGAAUCUUAUGUGUGCGAAUAUCCAGAUGGCUUAAAGGGAACCCAGCUAAAGGACUUUCAGUUGUCUGAACUAUCUUGCAAUACAACUCUCUUGCUUGUUAUAGCUCUAGUUGUUACAGUGGUGGUAGUGGCUGUGACAUCCUUUCUGUGUAUCUAUUUUGACGUAAUGUGGUAUUUGAAGAUGAUGUGGCAGUGGACACAAACAAAACGUAGAGUUCGGAAGAGUCACCCUGAAGAUCUGCAAAGCAUUUUACAGUUUCAUGCUUUUAUUUCAUACAGUGAACGGGAUUCCCUCUGGGUGAAGAAUCAUCUGAUCCCAAACCUGGAGAAGGAAGAUGGGUCUGUACAGAUCUGUCUGCAUGAGAGGAACUUCAUUCCUGGCAAAAGCAUAAUGUGUAAGAAACUCAACCGAUUUACUAUGGAAUUACACGGAAUUAACCAAAUCACUAUCUUGCUCAUAGUAUUCAUGAUUGUGAACCCAUAA
This is a messenger RNA of Chrysemys picta bellii (western painted turtle), 2234 nucleotides long. The record is from RefSeq and is a predicted model, not a curated record. Lineage: Eukaryota; Metazoa; Chordata; Testudines; Emydidae.